UCUUCCGCUGCAGCCGUUGUUCCAUUGAGAAGAACCUCAACAUGGCAUCCGACGGACCCCCGGGCACCGACUCUCUCCCGUCUGAUUUAGGGAGUGCUAUUGCGGCUCUGAACUCAUGGAGCAACCCGGAGCUUCAGUCCAAGCUGGCGGAGCUUGGAGCGCCAACAAUGGGUCCCAGAGAGGAGCUGAUUGACAGACUGAAGGGCUACAUGAUGCAGACUGGGAUUCUCCUCAGCAAACCUAAUGAUGACAAAUCAAUGGGAUCACAGAUGACAGGCAUGCCUCCUAUACCCACAAUGCCCAUGCCACCUAUGCCUCCUGGUAUGGGCAUGCUGCAGGCUAUGAGCAUGAUGCCCGGAGGGCCCCCUCCUCCCGGUAUACACAUGAGCAUGGAGCACCCGGGUUUGCCGCCUCCCGGUCUGACGCAGGAAGAUCAGCUGAAGAUGGUUCAGCAGAGAGCAGCCAUGGUAUUACAGCAGGAGGAGAGGGCCAGUCAGCAGGGUGAUGUCAUGGAUGAACAGGACCUUCUAGAGCAACAGAAAAGGGCUGCAGUGUUGCUGGAACAGGAACGCCAGCAGGAGAUGGCCAAGAUGCAGCCCAGAGCCAUGGCCCCCGUCACCGCAGUGAGAAUUACUGGUUUGGAUCCUCGCGGUCCGCUUCCUCCUGGUGUGACUAUGUUGCCGACCCAGAAACAAAGAGUGCCGCCUCCUCCGGGAGAGGACAGAGAGGCAUGGCAGAGUGAAGAGAUGAGCGUCACUGGGCCCAAGAUUCCUCAGGCUCUGGAGAAGAUCCUCCAACUGAAGGAGAUCAGACAGGAGCAGCUCACUGAUCCUGCAGAGGAGGAAGAUGAUGAGGGAGCAGAGAUGGACAUGAACAAUUCCUCUGGGUUGGUCAUGUCGGAGACAGAAGACGACGACAGCCAGCUUUCUAAAAAAGAUAAAAACCGCAGGCGCCGGAACCGCAAAAAGAAGAGCAAGAAGAAGCGAGCGCUGGAGAAGAAGGAGCAAGCGGAGCAGCAGAAGGAGGGCAGCGAGAAGGAGAAGGAGAAGGAGAAGGAGAAAGACAAAGACAAGGACAAGGACAAGGAGCCAGAGGUGGAGAUCGAGUACGUGACAGAAGAGCCAGAGAUUUACGACCCCAACUUCAUCUUCUUCAAGAGGAUUUUUGAGGCAUUUAAGUUGACUGAUGACGUGAAGAAAGAGAAAGAGAAGGAGCCAGAGAAGGCAGAAAAGACAGAGACAGCCGUGCUGCGCAAAAAGGGCUUCGAGGAGGAGAAGAAAGACAGUGACGACAGCGACGAGGAAGUGAGACCAGAUGCACCUAAACUGUCCAAGAAGAAGCUGAGGAGGAUGAACAGACUGACUGUGGCUGAACUUAAACAGCUGGUGGCUCGUCCAGAUGUCGUGGAGAUGCAUGACGUGACGGCUCAGGAGCCCAAGCUGCUGGUCCACCUCAAGGCCACCAGGAACACGGUGCCGGUUCCCCGCCACUGGUGCUUCAAACGAAAGUAUCUGCAGGGCAAGAGAGGCAUAGAGAAGCCUCCGUUUGAGCUGCCCGAGUUCAUCAAGAGGACGGGGAUCCAGGAGAUGAGGGAGGCGCUGCAGGAGAAGGAGGACGCCAAAACUAUGAAAACCAAAAUGAGAGAGAAGGUUCGUCCCAAGAUGGGAAAGAUCGACAUCGACUACCAGAAGCUUCACGACGCCUUCUUCAAGUGGCAAAUCAAACCCAAGCUCACUAUUCACGGAGACCUUUACUACGAGGGUAAAGAGUUUGAAACCCGCCUGAAAGAGAAGAAGCCAGGAGAUCUGUCUGAUGAGCUACGUAUUGCUCUGGGCAUGCCAGUUGGACCAAACGCUCACAAGGUUCCGCCUCCCUGGUUGAUUGCCAUGCAGAGAUACGGGCCCCCUCCCUCCUACCCCAACCUGAAGAUCCCCGGACUCAACUCCCCCAUCCCAGAGAACUGCACCUUUGGAUACCACGCUGGAGGCUGGGGCAAACCACCAGUAGAUGAGAUGGGAAAACCUCUGUAUGGAGACGUGUUUGGGACCAAUGCAGCAGACUUCCAGGCUAAAGCUGAGGAGGAGGAGGUGGACCACACACCGUGGGGAGAGCUGGAGCCUUCGGACGAGGAGUCGUCGGAAGAGGAGGAGGAAGAGGAGAGCGACGAGGAGAAGCCGGACGAAACAGGAUUCUUCACACCAGCGGACAGUGGGCUGAUCACUCCUGGAGGAUUCUCAUCGGUACCAGCCGGCAUGGAGACGCCGGAGCUGAUAGAGCUGAGGAAGAAGAAGAUUGAGGAGGCCAUGGAUGGGAAUGAGACACCACAGCUGUUCACUGUUCUCCCGGAGAGACGAACGGGCCCCGUGGGCGCGGCCAUGAUGGCCUCCACGCACAUAUACGACGUGUCAGGGGCUAUGGUCAGUCGUAAGGCGGGUGGAGGGCAGGAGUCUCAGGGCGUGGAGGUGGCUCUGGCCCCGGAAGAGUUGGAGCUGGACCCCAUGGCCAUGACGCAGAAGUACGAGGAGCACGUCAGAGAGCAGCAGGCUCAGGUGGAGAAGGAGGACUUCAGCGACAUGGUGGCCGAGCACGCCGCCAAACAGAAGCAAAAGAAGAGGAAGGCCCAGCCGCAGGACACGCGAGGCGGUGCCAAGAAGUACAAAGAAUUCAAGUUCUAGCGGAGGCCAUAACAGGAAAUGAAAGAGGAAGAGACACAUUCAGGUUUUAGUUUCUGAGGACGCAGACUCCAGCACCAAUCAUCGGCCAGACCAGUGACAGCAAAUACAUGUUGUUUAGUUCUUUUUCUUUUUUUAAAAAAUACUAUAAAUCGACAACGUUGCCACGACAUGUCUCGUGUUAUUAAUGUAAGAAUGGUGACAAGUCUUUCCUCCAUUUCAGUCUAUUUUUAGGUUGUUUUUCACUGUAACUGUGUUUGUUUUUUGUAAAUAAAUGAAGUGAUGGCGAGCUCACCACUACACUGUC
This is a messenger RNA of Mugil cephalus (flathead mullet), 2979 nucleotides long. It is a transcript of the gene sf3b2, whose product is annotated as splicing factor 3b, subunit 2. Bases 42 to 2675 code for a protein of 877 amino acids. The transcript has 22 exons. Gene Ontology annotation, cellular component: precatalytic spliceosome; catalytic step 2 spliceosome; U12-type spliceosomal complex. The record is from RefSeq and is a predicted model, not a curated record. Lineage: Eukaryota; Metazoa; Chordata; Actinopteri; Mugiliformes; Mugilidae. Gene Ontology annotation, biological process: mRNA splicing, via spliceosome.